Lutra lutra (Eurasian river otter) is the source of this 1576-nucleotide messenger RNA. It is a transcript of the gene EEF1AKMT1, whose product is annotated as EEF1A lysine methyltransferase 1. Lineage: Eukaryota; Metazoa; Chordata; Mammalia; Carnivora; Mustelidae. Gene Ontology annotation, molecular function: nucleic acid binding; protein-lysine N-methyltransferase activity. The coding region runs from base 127 to 771 and encodes 214 amino acids. Gene Ontology annotation, biological process: methylation. The transcript is spliced from 5 exons. The record is from RefSeq and is a predicted model, not a curated record.
AAGGCUGUGCGCAAGCACGAAUGCAGCACGGCCCGGCCCCGCCCACUGUCCUCUCAUGAAGUGACUGCGCACGCGUGGCUUGUGAGUGGAAAAUCCCGGGUGCCAAGAUUAUAGACGAUUUGUGAAAUGAGUGACUCUGAUGAUGAAGAUAUCCCCCAGCUGUCUUCCCACGCCUUAGCAGCCCUCCAGGAAUUUUAUGCUGAGCAGAAACAACAAAGUGACCCAGGCGGAGAUGAUAAAUAUAAUAUUGGAAUAAUAGAAGAGAACUGGCAGCUGAGCCAGUUUUGGUACAGUCAGGACACUGCUUUGCGACUUGCAACAGAAGCCGUUGCAGCUGCUGGAGAACGUGGCAGAAUAGCCUGUGUGAGCGCCCCCAGUGUUUACCAGAAACUGAGAGCCCUACACAGAGAAGACAUUUCUGUAUACAUCUUUGAAUAUGACAAAAGAUUUGCCAUAUAUGGAGAGGAGUAUAUCUUCUAUGAUUACAAUAAUCCAUUGGAUUUACCUGAAAAAAUUGCCACACACAGUUUUGACAUCGUAAUAGCGGAUCCCCCCUACCUUUCCAAGGAGUGUCUCAGAAAAAUGUCGGAAACCAUCAAGUAUCUGACUCAGGGCAAGAUUCUGCUGUGCACAGGUGCGGUCAUGGAAGAAGAGGCAGCAAAACUUCUUGGUGUGAAGAUGUGCAAGUUUAUUCCAAAACACACCCGGACCUUGGGAAAUGAGUUUCGCUGUUAUGUGAAUUACGAUUCUGGGCUAGACCAUGAAAUCUAAAUGCAGGUAGUAAUAUAAUAUGGUAAAGGAUCCUGUAUGACAUUUCUCUCUUAUUAUUUCCUUGGUAGAUUGAAGUUAUAACCUCCGCCCCUCCCCUGCGAAGUGGGGCUAUCCCUGGUCUAAUUUUCAAAAUAAAGAAUACAACUUCUCACUAUGACUUCCUGACUGCAGGUGCCUCUAGAGCUCGGGAUGCUUUUGCCAACUUGAAUCCACUGAAUUAGAGUGGGAGAAAUCUUAGAACCUAUCUAAAGUCUGCUCUCCUCUCCUAUGAAUACGUAAAAAACAGGUACAAACAGCUUAGUGGCUUGGCCAAGACCUGAAUUAGGACCUAGGCCUCUGCCUCAGGCCAUCUGCCCCCUUCAGAUGGGCCCAUUCUGACUCCACCCAACGGCCUGCCCGUUCUUCACAGCUGCUUUCCUGGGGUGUCAUAGGACUUGUGAAGGGGUCCAUCAUCUGCUCCAGCCCAUGAAGGAGGCACAACUUGUCUCCAUGAGAGAAGUUGGUAAUCCUUAGAACUAGUAUCUGAAAGCCUCCUGGAUGUUUCCUUCUCAUCAAGGCCCAGGUGCCUUCUGCACACAUAGCCCCUGCACCCUCAGCAAAGCUACAGCAAAUGCUCCAAGCCCCUGAGAAACGGAAACUGCCAUCUACGAACCAGACGCUACAGGAGAAGGAGGUGAGAAGCAUGCUAGACUGUUAGAUUUCAGAAAUGAGACAUCAUUCAUCCCCACCACAGAACAGUAAUUACUGAUACCUGCAACUUGGAUUUCAAGACCUUGUCCUGAGUGACAGAAGCCAGUCCCCAAAG